CUUUACUUUCUCAUUCAUAUCAUUUUUGAUGCUCUUUGUGUCACUCAGUCUCACGCACACUAUCAGAAUCUCUUCGCUCUUCUUCACCGAAGUUGACCCCUUCAGUUUUCACCAAAAUGCAGUCCAGUCCGUUGAUCCUCGAGGAACCCAUCCGAAUGGCUUCGAUCCUCGAGCCAUCCAAGCCUAGUUUCUUUCCAGCUAUGACAAAGAUUGUUGGCACACUUGGCCCAAAGUCACGAUCAGUUGACGUGAUUUCCCAAUGUCUUGAGGCAGGAAUGUCUGUGGCAAGGUUUGAUUUUUCAUGGGGUGAUCCAGAAUACCACCAAGAGACGUUGGAAAAUCUAAGGACUGCUAUCAAAAGCACUAGAAAACUUUGUGCGGUUAUGCUAGAUACUGUGGGUCCAGAACUACAAGUUGUCAACAAAACUGAGCACCCAAUUUCCCUUCAGGCUGACACAUCGGUUGUCUUAACUCCUGAUCAGAACAAAGAAGCUGCUUCAAAUCUUUUGCCUUUAAAUUUUAAUGGGCUUUCAAAGGCUGUGAAGAAGGGUGAUACUAUUUUUAUUGGUCAAUACCUGUUUACUGGAAGUGAAACAACCUCAGUGUGGCUUGAGGUCAGCGAAGUGAAUGGUGAUGAUGUCACAUGUGUCAUAAAAAAUUCUGCUACUCUUGCUGGGUCACUGUAUACCUUACACGUCUCACAAAUUCGUAUUGAUCUUCCCACUCUAACCAAUAAGGAUAAGGAGGUAAUAAGCACUUGGGGUGUUCAAAACAAUAUAGACUUCCUCUCAUUAUCAUUCACCAGGCACGCUGAAGAUGUUCGCCAUGCCCGUGAGUUUCUCUCUAAAUUAGGUGACCUCAAACAAACACAAAUCUUUGCAAAGAUUGAAAAUAUAGAGGGAUUGACUCAUUUUGAUGAGAUAUUGCGAGAAGCUGAUGGUAUCAUCCUCUCACGUGGAAAUUUGGGGAUAGAUCUUCCACCUGAGAAGGUGUUUUUAUUCCAAAAGGCGGCUAUUUACAAAUGUAACAUGGCUGGAAAACCGGCUGUUGUCACACGUGUUGUGGACACUAUGACUGACAACCUAAGACCUACUCGCGCUGAAGCAACUGAUGUUGCCAAUGCAGUCUUAGAUGGCAGUGAUGCAAUUGUUCUAGGGGCAGAGACUUUGCGGGGAUUAUAUCCUGUGGAGACUAUUUCCACUGUUGGAAAAAUUUGUGCCGAGGCAGAGAAAGUUUAUAAUCAAGAUAUUUAUUUCAAGAAGGCUGUCAAAUUUGUGGGUGAGCCAAUGACUCAUUUGGAAUCAAUAACUUCCUCUGCGGUUCGGGCAGCCAUCAAGGUUAAGGCUUCUGUUAUUAUAUGCUUUACUUCAUCCGGAAGGGCUGCAAGGCUGAUUGCCAAGUACCGUCCAACCAUGCCUGUGAUAUCUGUUGUCAUUCCUCAACUAAAAACAAAUCAACUUAGAUGGACUUUCACUGGAGCUUUUGAGGCAAGACAGUCACUUAUUGUGAGAGGUCUUUUCCCUAUGCUGGCAGAUCCACGACACCCAGCCGAGUCUAAAAGUGGAACAAAUGAAUCAAUUUUGAAGGUUGCUUUAGACCAUGGCAAGGCUUUUGGUAUCAUAAAGCCACAUGACCGAGUUGUUGUUUGCCAGAAAGUUGGCGACUCCUCAGUUGUGAAGAUUAUUGAGCUUGACGAUUAACCAUGAGUUGUUGGUUGCAUUAUAAGGUUUCUUUGUUUUAGCAUUUUCUGUUGUAUGUUGUAAUCAUAAAAACACAUGAAAGGUCCAUUAAUAAUGUGCAUCACAUUGGAAGAAAUGCACUUGGCGAAUGGAUAUCAUCCAUUCCAAGCAUGCCAACUGAUAAUGACAUGACAUCACAUAGUUAAUCUCGGGUCAGUAUAAAUUGUUCCACUUAAGUAUCUAUCUACUUCCUUUUGCUUGUCAUGUAUUAGCUAAUGGACAAUAUUUUUUACCGACUUGUCACAAUCUAAUCUUCCAACACCAAGACUUUAUUUUGGUCAGAGUUGCUCAAUCAGAAAGGCUGUUGCUUUGAACUAUA
This is a messenger RNA of Vigna radiata var. radiata (mung bean), 2058 nucleotides long. Its product is annotated as pyruvate kinase 1, cytosolic. Gene Ontology annotation, molecular function: potassium ion binding; magnesium ion binding; pyruvate kinase activity. The record is from RefSeq and is a predicted model, not a curated record. Gene Ontology annotation, cellular component: cytoplasm. The transcript has 16 exons. NCBI's taxonomy places the organism in Eukaryota, Viridiplantae, Streptophyta, Magnoliopsida, Fabales, Fabaceae. Gene Ontology annotation, biological process: glycolytic process. Bases 117 to 1700 code for a protein of 527 amino acids.